Molecule: messenger RNA, 639 nt
Organism: Aspergillus ruber CBS 135680
Lineage: Eukaryota; Fungi; Ascomycota; Eurotiomycetes; Eurotiales; Aspergillaceae
Exons: 3
Coding region: 1-639 (212 amino acids)
Source: RefSeq, a predicted model, not a curated record
AUGUCCACCUACGAAGUUGAACACAACACCACAGACCCCAGCACCACUCCCUCCUUCACCCACCGCCGCCGCCGGCCCGACCUCUCCACCUUCUUCGCAACACUCUCCGAAAUCUCCAACCCCGAAGCCUCGCGACACAGAGAACAUGCCAUUCCCGUGCCCGGAGAUAUAAGCGCGGCGUUUUAUUCGCUUGCGGAGGCGCUGGAGGUUAUGCGACGGGAAGGUGGUGAUGUUGGGACGGAAGUCCAGGAAGGUGGGCAGGGAGGGGAGGAUUUGUUGACGACGAUGAUUCAGUCUUUGUUGAGUGAGGCAAAUACGCCGCCGAGAGAGGUGGAGGGUGUUAGUGAGGAGUUUUGUGAUGUCCUCGACCGCGUCCCCCGCAAAUCCCUCAAAGAGUCCCAAACCUGCCCGAUCUGCAACAACCCCUUCCUGGAAGACGAAUACCCGCUCGUCGUGCAGCUUCCCUGCCACCCGACCCAUCUGUUCGAUCUCGAGUGUGUGCGGCCGUGGCUGAUGUUGAGGGGUACAUGUCCUCUUGACCGGAAGGAUUUCGCGAAACAGGAGAGGGAGAAGGAGGCGGCGAGGAAACAGAAGCCGGCGGAUGAUGAUGAGGAGGAGUGGGAUGGGAUGUAUGGUUAG